UGAUGUUAAAGAUUUCAGCUGCAGUGUUAGUUUAAUUGUGUAUAGCUACAUUUUAUGUUGUUUUUUUCCUGUACUUCGAUUUUUCCAUAGAAUUAUGCAGUUAAAAAACAAAAGAUGAAAACCUACAAAAUUUUCUGAAAGAUCGAAGCAUGUUCUAGUACUCCACAUGUAUUAUUUGUGAAAAGAAUAUCAUUCAUAAAACUGAAAAAAAUUAGUGGCAAGGGAACUCGUAUCACUCUUUCACGAGCUGAGACCUCUGACGGUCAGUUAAAGGCUGCGGCCGAAUUUAAAAAUGACGAGCGAGUUGUGACAGUGCUGAGAGAAAAAGAUUGUGUUGCGCUCGAAGUGCAUUAUCAUAAACCCUGCCAUAAGCUUUAUGUUAAAAAUCCACAAAAGAAUUUGACACAGUGCGAGUCUUGCUAUGAGAUGUUUUAUGAAACAUAUGUCAAAAUGAAAUAGAUAGAAGAAAAAAAAUUGUCAAUAUGACUACUCUGGUUAGAAACUUUAGAUAUAUUCCUGCUAAACAGGGUAGCAAUACUUUCAAUUAUAAAGCUUCUAGACUGCGGUUAAGGUUACAAAAAGACUUCCCCGAACUCGUCUUCCAUCGCCCAAAAUUUCGCAGAAAGAGCUAUAUUGUCUAUCUCAAAGAAUAUGAGGCGGGGGACGUGUUGGCAUCUGAAAAUCUAACAGGAAGUGAAGGUACAACAUCAGAGAGUUCUUCCAGCGACGAAAGCGAGUGGGGUGAUAACGACGCAAGGGGAUCCGAGGAACUAUCUCUACCAUGCAGCAUUUUAGUUGCGCAAUGUCAUCAAGGCAUCAGAAUCGUUCAUCGUAAACUGGCCGCCCACUUCCGCUGAUUUUGAUAAAAGAGAUGUUCGAGAAUUUGUUCCUCCAGUACCUGGCUACUCAACAUGAGUGACGAACCUAAUUUUGAGACACGCCUUAACAUCAAGGGCGUGAAACACGAUCGAAUCAUUUUGUCACUAGCACAAGAUCUGAUUUAUAACGCGACAAAUGGAAGAACAGUUACGCCUAAAUCAAUGGCCUUAUCGAUGGCUGUAAGACAACUAACUGGGAGCUACAAGUUGAUUAAUAUUUAAACGGCUUUGGCUAUUGCACCUCCCACUUCUCUUUGCUACGGCAUGAUACUGCAUUGGCAGAACAAGCAAGCUUGCGCUCGCCUGAUUUACCUCUUACAGUUAACUCCCGGUAAUUCGAACCUCCAAGGGAACAGAGAAAACAGUUCGACUUAACGAAUGUUCGACUUUAAGCUAAGCUCCCGUUAAUU
Molecule: messenger RNA, 1288 nt
Organism: Hydractinia symbiolongicarpus
Lineage: Eukaryota; Metazoa; Cnidaria; Hydrozoa; Anthoathecata; Hydractiniidae
Exons: 2
Coding region: 483-857 (124 amino acids)
Source: RefSeq, a predicted model, not a curated record